Messenger RNA from Gavialis gangeticus (Gharial), 1470 nucleotides. RefSeq names its product cholinergic receptor nicotinic alpha 9 subunit (gene CHRNA9). Gene Ontology annotation, biological process: chemical synaptic transmission; signal transduction; nervous system process. Gene Ontology annotation, cellular component: postsynaptic membrane; neuron projection; synapse. The transcript is spliced from 5 exons. Gene Ontology annotation, molecular function: transmembrane signaling receptor activity; acetylcholine-gated monoatomic cation-selective channel activity. Bases 1 to 1470 code for a protein of 489 amino acids. The record is from RefSeq and is a predicted model, not a curated record. Lineage: Eukaryota; Metazoa; Chordata; Crocodylia; Gavialidae.
AUGAAGACAAACAGAUUACCCUUCUGCUGCUGCUAUCUUUGGUUGGUUUUCACAGCAUUGAUCUUCAGAGCUGUAGAAUCAGCACAUGGAAAAUAUGCUCAGAUGCUGUUUAAUGAACUGUUUGAAGACUAUUCAAAUGCUCUAAGACCAGUGGAAGAUACAGAUACAGUACUGAAUGUUACUCUUCAGAUCACGUUGUCCCAAAUUAAAGAUAUGGAUGAAAGAAACCAAAUUUUGAUUGCCUACUUAUGGAUUCGACAAAGCUGGUAUGAUGCAUAUCUCAAGUGGGACAAAGACAAAUAUGAUGGGUUAGAUUCUAUCAGGAUUCCUAGCAAUCUCGUAUGGAGACCAGAUAUUGUCCUGUAUAACAAGGCCGAUGACGCCUUUUCAGACCCAGUGAAUACAAAUGUUGUGUUGAGAUAUGAUGGAAAAAUUACUUGGGAUGCACCAGCUAUAACAAAGAGCUCAUGUGUGGUGGAUGUGUCUUAUUUUCCCUUUGAUAGUCAGCAGUGCAACCUUACCUUUGGUUCCUGGACCUACAAUGGUAAUCAGGUUGACAUCAUUAAUGCACUGGACAGUGGAGACCUAUCUGACUUUAUAGAAGAUGUGGAGUGGGAGAUUCAUGGCAUGCCAGCUAUUAAGAAUGUAAUUAUGUAUGGCUGUUGCUCUGAGCCUUAUCCAGAUGUUACAUUCACACUCAUUUUGAAGAGGAAGUCUUCCUUUUAUAUAUUUAACCUGCUGCUCCCUUGUGUUUUGAUAUCUUUUUUGGCUCCACUGGGAUUCUACCUUCCUGCUGACUCUGGAGAAAAAGUGUCUUUAGGCGUUACAGUUCUCCUAGCGUUGACUGUAUUUCAGCUAAUGGUUGCAGAAAUCAUGCCUCCUUCAGAAAAUGUACCCUUGAUAGGCAAAUAUUACAUAGCAACUAUGACAAUGAUCACUGCCUCCACUGCACUGACAAUCAUCAUAAUGAAUAUUCAUCACUGUGGAUCAGAAGCAAAACCUGUUCCACAAUGGGCCAGGGUGGUUAUUUUGGACUAUAUGUCAAAAAUUUUUUUUGUUUAUGAUGUGGGUGAGAAUUGCAUAAGUCCACAAAGGGAGAAAGAUCAAGAACAUAAAUUAAGAAAGGAUAAGUAUCAGAAAAGACAAGACAGAUAUGAAGAGGUAAGGAAUCAACUUUCCAGGAACAGAAACAAUGACAGUGACCUCAAGAAGCAGCUGAAUGGACCUAUAAAUAAAAGCUAUGGAAUUCAGUGUGAAAAUGCAAAGGAUGGUGUCAACUGCUGUUCUUGCUAUAAAAUACUGAUAAAAAAUAUUGAAUAUAUUGCUAAUUGUGUUAGAGACCACAAAGCAAACCGUGCUAAAGGGAUCGAGUGGAAAAAAGUAGCAAAAGUGAUGGACAGAUUCUUCAUGUGGAUUUUUUUUAUUAUGGUAUUUUUUAUGAGCAUGCUGAUCAUUGGUAAAGCAGUUUAA